UAGGCCACACUUUUUUGGAGUCCUAGUUGAAUUGACUUACUACCAUUUUUCACCUCUUAAAGUUUUCUCUCCAUUUUCUGUCUUCCGGAGAUUCCGCUGCAAUUUUCCCCUCCUCAUUCCAACAAAGUCAAAGAUCCAUUUCUCUCUGUUUUCCACUUUUCCUUUCCCACAACCACUGCACUAGUAUUAGAUAUUCACUCCCCUUUCUCUCUGCAAUGCUCCUCCUUCCCAUUUUCCAUUGAGGUUGUGGCGGUGCAUUGCGAGAUGUUUGACUGUGGUGGUGGUUACAAGUCACAGUCUGUGAAUGGCCAUCGGGAAAAAUUUGUGAGGUAUCCAAAUCCAAUAUAACUUCAACUUCAUUCAUUGCAAUAUGAAGGACAAGAGACUUAGUAGUGUUUAUACGUUUGGUGACUUGGAUUCUAGCCUAUCUUCAUCUUCUGAUGCUGGAGUUAAAACAUGUGGAUUUAGUAUUGAUAAAUUAAGCCAUGGUGGCCGUGGAAGUAGUACACCCUCUAGGUCUUUUAAAAGAGGAAUGAAAAAGGGAUCUGAAGGACUGAAGUCAAUUGGCCGAUCACUUGGAUUUGGGGUAUCUAAGGCUGUAUUCCCGGAAGAUCUUAAAGUAUCAGAGAAGAAGAUAUUUGAUCCUCAAGACAAGUUUUUGCUCUUGUGGAACAAGCUUUUUGUUAUCUCAUGCAUUUUGUCUGUGUCUGUGGAUCCACUGUUUUUUUAUCUCCCUGUCAUUAAUGAUUCAUUACUCUGUCUUGGUAUAGACCGGAAGUUAGCAAUUAUAGUUACCACCUUGAGGACAGUUAUCGAUGCUUUCUAUCUUAUACACAUGGCUCUCCAAUUUCGUACUGCUUAUAUUGCUCCAUCAUCUCGUGUUUUUGGACGGGGUGAGCUUGUGAUAGAUCCUGCACAGAUAGCUAAACGGUACUUACAGCGAUAUUUCAUCAUUGAUUUCUUAUCAGUGUUGCCAUUACCACAGAUUGUGGUUUGGAGAUUUCUUCAGAGGUCAAAAGGUUCAGAUGUACUUGCAACCAAGCAGGCCUUGCUUUUCCUUAUCUUGCUUCAGUACAUUCCUAGAUUUCUCCGGAUGGUACCAUUAAGUUCGGAACUUAAGAGAACAGCUGGUGUCUUUGCUGAAACUGCUUGGGCAGGUGCUGCAAAUUAUUUGCUAUUGUUCAUGCUUGCCAGUCAUAUAGUUGGAUCUUUUUGGUACUUGUUAGCUGUUGAACGCAACGACUUUUGCUGGCAGAAGGCUUGUAGUGAUGAUGGAUACAACAAGAAAUUCUUGUACUGUGGCAACCAAUACAUGGAAGGUUAUAGUGCCUGGCAGAAUAGAAGUAAAGCUAUUCUUACAUCACAGUGCUCUGCAGAUGAUGAUAAUCCACCUUUUGACUAUGGAAUUUUCCAACAAGCCUUGUCAUCCGGUAUUGUUUCAUCUAAGAAGUUCUUUUCCAAGUACUGUUACUGUUUAUGGUGGGGGCUCCAGAAUUUGAGUACUCUUGGCCAAGGGCUUCAAACUAGCACUUAUACUGGGGAGAUUAUCUUUUCAAUAGCAUUAGCCAUAGCUGGCCUUAUCCUCUUUGCACUUCUGAUUGGUAACAUGCAGACUUAUCUCCAGUCUCUUACCAUUAGGCUUGAGGAAAUGAGAAUCAAAAGACGUGAUUCAGAACAGUGGAUGCAUCAUCGCUUGCUCCCACAAGAGCUCAGAGAGCGUGUGAGACGAUAUGAUCAAUAUAAGUGGUUAGCAACACGAGGUGUAGAUGAAGAAAUUUUAGUUCAGAGUCUCCCAAAGGAUCUUCAAAGAGACAUUAAGCGUCACCUCUGCCUAGCUUUAGUUAGAAGGGUUCCACUAUUUGAGAACAUGGAUGAGAGAUUGCUUGAUGCCAUAUGUGAGAGACUGAAGCCAAGUUUAUUUACGGAGAGUACUUAUAUUGUCCGGGAAGGAGAUCCAGUUGAUGAAAUGCUUUUCAUCAUACGAGGCCGCCUUGAGAGUGUCACCACAGAUGGUGGGAGAAGUGGAUUUUUUAAUCGCAGUUUUUUAAAAGAGACUGACUUUUGUGGUGAGGAGCUUUUAACCUGGGCACUGGAUCCCAAAACUGGCUCUAACCUCCCGUCAUCUACUCGAACAGUUAAGGCUUUAACAGAAGUUGAGGCUUUUGCUUUAACUGCUGAAGAGCUAAAAUUUGUUGCCAGUCAGUUUAGGCGCCUUCACAGCAGACAGGUUCAGCACACCUUCCGCUUUUACUCCCAACAAUGGAGGACCUGGGCUGCAUGCUUCAUUCAAGCAGCAUGGCGUCGCUAUUCCAAAAGGAAAAUUAUGGAGCUUCGUCGAAAGGAAGAAUCAGAGGAGUCAGAAGGAACCCGCAGCAAUGCUGGUGGCAGUUCAUACAGCCUUGGUGCCACCAUCUUGGCCUCAAGAUUUGCCGUGAAUGCUCUUCGUGGGGUGCAUCACAAUCGGAAUGCUAAGACUGCUAGGGAGUUGGUCAAACUACAGAAACCUCCAGAGCCUGACUUUACUGCUGAUGAUAUGUAACCACUCUCUUAAAAUGCAUGUUUUCAUUGAUAAACCUUACUACUAAGUAAAUUUUUCUGUUCAAAGGUAAAGGAAUUAUACAAAUCAUUCGAGUUACAUUUGUGAGGAUUGCCAGAGUUGUACUGAGCGUGUAGUUCCUCAUAAAUUAUACAUUAAAGCAACAAGCGGUCAUGUUAGGCCUGCCUCAGAGAAUGCAAUAAAACUGCUCACAAUUUUACAA
This is a messenger RNA of Lotus japonicus, 2759 nucleotides long. Its product is annotated as probable cyclic nucleotide-gated ion channel 5. The record is from RefSeq and is a predicted model, not a curated record. NCBI's taxonomy places the organism in Eukaryota, Viridiplantae, Streptophyta, Magnoliopsida, Fabales, Fabaceae. Gene Ontology annotation, molecular function: monoatomic ion channel activity; protein binding. Gene Ontology annotation, cellular component: membrane. The coding region runs from base 371 to 2539 and encodes 722 amino acids. The transcript is spliced from 8 exons. Gene Ontology annotation, biological process: monoatomic ion transport; transmembrane transport.